CUUAUUGAUUUCUUACUGAUCAAUAUGAGAGUAACUAAGACAAUGGCAAUGGGAAAUUAUAUAUAUACUAAAACUGAGUUCAGGAAUUCACUGUUCCUAGACUGUAGCUUAGGAAUAGUGAAGUGCCGAUUUUGCCCUUUACUGAAAUUUUCCUUAUGUUCCUUUUUUGCCCUUCUCUCUUUGGAUGCUAACUCUCCCCACUGUUUCGUUUCCACAGAACGAUCGUCCGCUUCGAACCAGCUUGGUUGGGCUGGUUGGGGGCAGCCAUGGAAUGCACGGCUUCGAUCUUCGGGAUUCCUUUGGGGCCGUAGAUUUCCAUUUGGGCUAGCGCCUUGCGAAUCUCGCCGUUCGUUUGGUCUUCAUCUCAUCUCAUCUGCUCAUUCGUUGGUUCAACCAUCUUUCAUCCUCUGUGCAACGUUCGUCUGAGAGAUUUUCGAUCUGCAAGUUCUUCCAUCUUUUCUCUUCAGGACUACAACAAAAUGGUGCACUUACAUCUAUUCGUGGACUUUGAAAUAGAAACAAGGCUUUUGAAUUGGUAAUGGCAGGUGACUGUUUGUGCGUGAAUAAAGGCUUGCCAUUGCCCUUGCUGAUGUUGUGGGACAGAGCCAGUGUAUAUGUACAGAAGUUGAGGGAUACAAUGUUCUCUCUCCCUCUCUUUAAUUUCAAACAGCACAGAAUGUUGACUGACUUUGAAGGUGUUGCAAGAAAAAACGAAGUAGGGUUCCGCAUUUGGACUAGCAAAGAGUUCCACCAGUACCAGGUUGUUGGGAGAAAGCUCCCUAUGGCAUCUAAUGAGCACCCCAAGAUUUACCAAAUGAAGCUCUGGGCCACAAAUGAGGUUCACGCCAAGUCCAAGUAUUUCAUGAGGAAGCUGAAGAAGGUCAAGAAGAGCAAUGGCCAAGUGCUUGCCAUUAAUGAGUGGGGAAGUGGUUCCUUCUCAACUCUCCUCCUGGCAAAAUCCAAUUUGUUGCCAAAGGGCUCCACCUUUGACCCCAAAGCGUCACUCUUUUAUCACAUUUAUUUCGCUUUUUUCUAAUUUUGUUUCGAUAAUUUGAAUCGUAUU
Prunus mume (Japanese apricot) is the source of this 1063-nucleotide messenger RNA. The record is from RefSeq and is a predicted model, not a curated record. Lineage: Eukaryota; Viridiplantae; Streptophyta; Magnoliopsida; Rosales; Rosaceae.